UGGAGCGUGGAGGUUUGUGUGCACAACCCUCCCUUCUUCCGGCCAGGGUGUCCCCGCGACGAGGCUGCGUAGAGCAGCCGCGGGCCAGGCCCAUCCCGCCGCAGCAAUCCGAGGCGCAGUGGUGGUGAGGCGGGUCGGGGUGAGCAGCUCGCGGAGAGCUCCGGAACGCCGCCAGAAUGGUGCUGGAAGGAAACCCGGAAGUGGGAACCCCUCGCACCUUGGACCUCCAGCACGCAGGGAACAAGGGCUCUUGCGUCCUCUCUUCUCCUGGUGAAGAAGCACUGCCAGGCGAGGAACCAGUCAAGUAUGGUGAACUCAUCGUCCUGGGCUACAAUGGGUGUCUAGCAAGUGGGGACAAGGGCCGCCGCAGAAGCCGCCUGGCACUGAGCCGCCGGCCACAUGCCAAUGGAGUGAAGCCAGACGUCAUGCACCACAUCUCCACGCCACUCAUCUCCAAGGCUCUGAGUAACCGAGGCCAGCACAGUAUCUCAUACACACUGUCCCGGAGCCACUCAGUCAUAGUGGAGUACACGCAUGACAGCGACACGGACAUGUUCCAGAUUGGCCGCUCUACUGAAAACAUGAUUGACUUUGUAGUAACAGACACAUCUCCUGGUGGAGGGGCCACAGAGGGCCCUUCCACCCAAAGUACCAUCUCCCGCUAUGCCUGCCGCAUCCUCUGUGACCGCCAGCCACCCUAUACUGCCCGCAUCUAUGCUGCUGGCUUUGAUGCCUCUAGCAACAUCUUUCUUGGAGAGCGGGCAGCCAAAUGGAGGACUCCUGAUGGUCUGAUGGACGGCCUGACAACCAACGGGGUCUUGGUGAUGCACCCAGCAGGUGGCUUCUCCGAGGACUCUGCCCCAGGUGUCUGGAGGGAGAUUUCUGUCUGCGGGAAUGUGUACACACUGCGGGAUAGCCGCUCAGCCCAGCAGCGGGGGAAGCUGGUGGAAAACGAAUCCAACAUCUUGCAAGAUGGUUCGCUCAUCGACCUGUGUGGGGCCACGCUGCUGUGGCGCACUCCGGCAGGGUUGCUGAGGGCACCCACACUGAAACAACUGGAGGCCCAGCGACAGGAGGCCAACGCAGCACGGCCCCAGUGUCCCGUAGGCCUCAGCACCUUGGUCUUCCCCAGUCCUGCCCGUGGCCGCACAGCACCUGACAAGCAACAGCCGUGGGUCUACGUCCGUUGUGGUCACGUCCAUGGCUACCAUGGCUGGGGCUGCCGGAGGGAGCGAGGCCCCCAGGAGCGCGAGUGUCCUCUCUGCCGCCUUGUGGGACCCUAUGUGCCCCUGUGGCUCGGCCAGGAGGCUGGUCUCUGCCUGGACCCUGGGCCGCCCAGCCACGCUUUUGCACCCUGUGGCCACGUCUGUUCGGAGAAGACUGCCCGCUAUUGGGCCCAGACACCACUGCCUCAUGGCACACACGCUUUCCACGCGGCCUGCCCCUUUUGUGGGGCUUGGCUCACUGGUGAGCAUGGCUGUGUCCGCCUAAUUUUCCAGGGGCCACUGGACUAGGCUUUCCAGGGUCCUUGCUGCGAUGCCCGCCUACCCACCCAGGUCCCCCAUCUCCUGCUGUUCAGAGGGAGCUCUGCAUGUGCGACUCUGCCUGCUGGCAAUAGCCACACCAGUUGGACACAUUGGAUGGGCUGUGGCCCUCCCCUCAGCUCUAGUCUCUAAGAGGGUCCCUGAGAUCUCUAUCCCAGUCAUAUUGAUGGGGACUUUAGCACUAGCUCUGCCCUAGGCUGAUGGAGGGUGCCCCAAUGCUCCUGUCCUUCCUGGGGUAUCCUACAUCAUGCCACAUACACUGUGCCCCUGGGGGAGUGAAGGGGCCAUGGCCCCUGACUUCCAGCUUAAGCUGGUUGUACUUUGAACCUGCCAAUCCAGUAACAACUAUCCCUCCCUCCUGCUGCUGCCCUGGGUUACUCUAUAAACCACAUUGCUCAGCUGCCCUCACAGAUCCUCGUGUCCCGAAUGUAUGCAAUGCCUCCAGCCCUCCGUGAGUGAUGAGUGGGCAGGCAGGCUGAGGUCAGCAGUUGCUGAUCUCCAAUACAAACAGGAUAGUACCAAGUGGAGGACGCACGGACAGUCAGCUUCUCCACCUGGUGGAGUUCACAGACUAGUGGAGGGUGGGCAGGCAGCUUCAUGCGUGCUAGGAUCAGAGAGUUCCAGGGCUGCAGAGCAGCCCUUACUGGAUUUGAGAGGCUUCAUGGAGGAGGUAGCACAGGAACUCAGCCGCCAUGGUGGCUUAGAAUCUUCCAGGCCCACAAGGUAAGGAAGGGCUCUGUAUCUUCUUGGCACAGGCUCAGGGUAAGGAAGUGUAGGGGGUGGAGAAACAGAUUAAGGGAAUGCUGGAGCAUAGGGUGUGGCUAUGCUGGAGACUUCAGAUCUCUUUUGUGGGCAGUCAGGAGUCAAAGCUGGGGGAGGCCUCACUACUCCACAGCAACCGCCUCUGAUACAAGGGCUACCGUCACUGGGUAUU
Molecule: messenger RNA, 2478 nt
Organism: Acomys russatus (golden spiny mouse)
Lineage: Eukaryota; Metazoa; Chordata; Mammalia; Rodentia; Muridae
Gene: Peli3
Product: pellino E3 ubiquitin protein ligase family member 3
Exons: 7
Coding region: 177-1514 (445 amino acids)
Biological process (GO): protein K63-linked ubiquitination; regulation of Toll signaling pathway
Molecular function (GO): protein binding; ubiquitin protein ligase activity
Source: RefSeq, a predicted model, not a curated record